Messenger RNA from Australozyma saopauloensis, 798 nucleotides. RefSeq names its product orotidine-5'-phosphate decarboxylase (gene URA3). Gene Ontology annotation, molecular function: orotate phosphoribosyltransferase activity; orotidine-5'-phosphate decarboxylase activity. Bases 1 to 798 code for a protein of 265 amino acids. The record is from RefSeq and is a predicted model, not a curated record. The transcript has a single exon. NCBI's taxonomy places the organism in Eukaryota, Fungi, Ascomycota, Pichiomycetes, Serinales, Metschnikowiaceae. Gene Ontology annotation, biological process: 'de novo' UMP biosynthetic process; 'de novo' pyrimidine nucleobase biosynthetic process.
AUGGUCAAGUCUUACUCUGAGCGUGCCGAAGUGCACCCCUCUCCUGUCGCCGCCAGACUCUUCCGUCUCAUGGAAGAGAAGAAAUCCAACUUGUGUGCAUCGGUCGAUACCACCUCCACUAAGGAAUUUUUGGAGCUCAUCGACAAGUUGGGUCCAAAGAUCUGUCUUGUCAAAACCCAUAUUGACAUUAUUGAUGACUUCUCCUACGAGGAUACAAUUGUUCCACUUUUAGCUUUGGCUAAGAAACACAACUUCAUGGUUUUUGAGGAUAGAAAGUUUGCCGAUAUCGGAAACACUGUCAAGAACCAAUAUGCCCAUGGAGUAUUCCAGAUCGCAAAGUGGGCCGACAUUACAAAUGCCCAUGGAGUUACUGGCGCCGGCAUUGUUCGUGGUUUGAAAGAGGCUGCUCAAGAAACAACCGAUGAGCCUAGAGCUCUCUUGAUGUUGGCUGAGCUCUCGAGCAAAGGAUCAUUGGCUUAUGGUGAAUACACCAAACAAACUGUAGAGAUCGCUAAAAGCGACAAGGAAUUUGUCAUUGGAUUCAUUGCUCAGAGGGACAUGGGCGGUGCCAGCGAAGGUUUCGACUGGCUCGUGAUGACUCCAGGUGUUGGACUUGACGACAAGGGUGAUGCUUUGGGUCAACAGUACAGAACUGUGUCCGAGGUUGUUUCUACAGGCACUGACGUGAUUAUUGUUGGUCGUGGCUUAAUUGGCAAGGGUAGAGACCCAGUUGUGGAAGGUGAGAGAUAUAGAAAGGCUGGCUGGGAUGCCUACCAGCAGAGACUCGGAAAGGCAUAG